CAUUACUAGUAGUGUUUUGGGUUGUGCUUGUCAGCAGUCAGCUUGUGCCAUUUCCAAUACAACAAAAUAGAUUUCGGUUUCGCACUUCUCGCAGUAAUCUACAAAUAACCAAUUUUCAGACAUGGGUCGCCGAAAAUCGAAAAGAAAGCCUCCGCCAAAGAGAAAAGCUAUUGAGCCAUUGGAUCAACAGUUCAAUUGCCCAUUUUGCAAUCACGAGAAGUCGUGUGAGGUAAAAAUGGAUCGAGCCAGGAACACGGCUCGGAUACAAUGUCGAGUUUGUUUAGAAGACUUCCAGACUACUACAAACGUGUUAUCCGAGCCCAUUGAUGUUUACAAUGACUGGGUGGAUGCUUGUGAGAGCGCCAAUUAGUUUUAUGCCAUUGGUUAUCUUAAGUUAUAAAUAUUUUUAAUCUCACCAAUGUUUUUGGUCUACUAGACAUUUCAAGCUUAAUUUUAUGUGACCAGUAUCUAUAUACAUUUAAUUUUAUAUGUAAAUGCAUAUUUUUACUUUGUGAAAUAUGACGUGGAUAAUACUGUAAUGUAACAUCAACGGUAUGGAAAUAAAUUCUGAAAGAACAA
Molecule: messenger RNA, 579 nt
Organism: Spodoptera litura
Lineage: Eukaryota; Metazoa; Arthropoda; Insecta; Lepidoptera; Noctuidae
Product: transcription elongation factor 1 homolog
Biological process (GO): transcription elongation by RNA polymerase II
Cellular component (GO): transcription elongation factor complex
Molecular function (GO): RNA polymerase II complex binding
Source: RefSeq, a predicted model, not a curated record